Messenger RNA from Mollisia scopiformis, 723 nucleotides. RefSeq lists its product as uncharacterized. The coding region runs from base 1 to 723 and encodes 240 amino acids. Lineage: Eukaryota; Fungi; Ascomycota; Leotiomycetes; Helotiales; Mollisiaceae. The transcript has 4 exons. The record is from RefSeq and is a predicted model, not a curated record.
AUGGCAUCAGAGCGACAAGUGACUGCGGAUAAGAAGGCGGAAUUGCGUGAAGGAAGAUCAGAGCGAAAGAAAGCAUUGAAAGCCUUGAAGGCUGAUGUUGCUGCUGGCCGUGCUAGUUCGUUGAACUCCGCUGCUAGCAUCGCAGCUCCUCCUAAAGAGCAUCCAAAGCAGCAUUACCACGUCAAGAAGAAGAGGUAUAUUCGGAAGUGGCAGAAGCAGGUAUUCAAGUCGUGGAGACCGGAAGCAUGGAGUGGGGAGGCUACAUAUCGUCGCUGGGUCAGAGAACAAGAGCGUGUCACUGAAGCACCAGCAGCAUUCGAAUUGGACGGCGAGGAUGGUUGGGAGGCAGGGGAUGGUUGGGAUGACCAUGAAUUCGAAGUUGAGACAGAUGUGGAGGAUGAAUUGGUCUGUUAUGAGGAGGAAGUAGAGUGCAUCAUUGAGGUGGAUGAAGAUGGGAAGGAGAUAUGUGUGAUUGAAGCACCUGGUGAGGAUGAUGUCGUGAUCUCACUUUCACAUGGCGGUAUUGUAAAGGAGUUUUGUAGCCCAGUCAAAUCCGGCGGAGAAUGGACUGUCGAUUUAGCUGUGUGUCAACAACAAGACGAUCACAUAUCCUGCGGUCUUGCUGUAUUAAGAGCUGUGGAGACUCUUCGAUGGGGAGUUCAUUCCACCGUUUGGAACUGCCCCCGAGUACUUGAGGUCAAGAUAUCUCCACAUGCUCAUUAG